CAGCAGCCGUCGCAGCGUGGAUCGGCCGCUGCUGAGGAGGCACUCGAGCGCGAGCAGUGCUGGCUCAGGCAGCUGGAGGGGGCGCCGCAAGAACCAGAAGAUUUACAUCAUGACCGAGGACCUGACCAUCGUCGUCGCUGGCUUCAGGACGUCUACCGUCGGCUUCACCGUCUACUCUCUGCUCUGCAUCGCGACGUUCGGCAUCGCCUGGCUGCUGUUCAGGUGGCUGCCGCGCUGGCAGGUCUCGCUGACCGGCAAGCCCACGCCCCUCAAGGAGGCUGACUGGGUCGUCAUCGAGAACCAGUGGGGCGAGUUCGCGGUCCAAAAGGUCAACAGGCAGCCCUACGGCCGCUCGCUCACCACCGUGUUCGGCGACUCGGAGAAGAAACGCCGCGGCGACUGGGACGAGGACGAGGACCCGCUGAUCAAAGAACUGCGCUGCUUGGACUACCGCUACAUCCGCUUCGUCUAUCAUCCCAUCAAGGACAGGUUUGUUCUCGCAAACACUUGGACAGAUCCCGCCUGGACUGAUGUCACCGCGCUGCGCGAAGGUCUCGACAACGAGGAGCGUGCCUACCGGGAGCUCGUGUUCGGCAAGAACCAGAUCGAUAUCGCUGAAAAGUCUCUCGGCCAGCUACUCGUCGACGAGGUCUUCCAUCCGUUCUACGUCUUCCAGAUCGCGAGUUUGUUUCUCUGGUCCGUGGACGAGUACUACUACUACGCCGCUGCCAUCUUCCUCAUCUCCGUCAUCAGUAUCACGACAACGCUCAUCGAGACCAAGGCUACGAUGAAGCGCCUGCGCGAGGUCUCCAAGUUCGAGUGCGAGAUCCGCGUCCUGCGCAACGGUUUCUGGACCCACGUCGAUUCUGGCGAGCUGGUCCCUGGAGAUGUGUACGAGGUCACGGACCCCGCACUUGCUCAGUUCCCCUGCGACAGUCUGCUGCUCUCUGGAGACUGCAUUGUCAACGAGAGUAUGCUGACGGGCGAGUCCAUCCCCGUCUCAAAGAUCCCGGUGACCAACCAGUCGCUGGACCUCCUCGAUCUAAGCGCUUCCGCUGUCCACCCUGAAGUUGCGCGACACAUGCUUUUCUCUGGCACUAAGAUCAUCCGCGCCCGCCGACCGCAUGAAGAUCACGAUGACGAUGAAGCCGCAGCUCUGGCUAUGGUCGUCCGCACUGGGUUCAACACGACCAAGGGCGCUCUGGUCAGGUCGAUGCUGUUCCCCAAGCCGUCUGGCUUCAAGUUCUAUCGCGACUCGUUCCGGUACAUCUCUGUCAUGGCUGUCAUUGCCAUGAUUGGAUUCGUCGCAUCGUUCAUCAAUUUCGUUCAUCUCGGCCUCGCGUGGCAUCUGAUUGUUGUCCGCGCCCUCGACUUGAUCACCAUCGUCGUCCCUCCCGCACUGCCUGCGACCCUGACCAUCGGCACAUCCUUCGCCCUGUCGCGCCUCAAGCAGAAGCAGAUCUUUUGCAUCAGCCCGCAGCGUGUCAACGUCGGUGGCAAGCUCGAUGUAGUAUGUUUCGACAAGACGGGAACACUCACCGAGGAAGGUCUCGACGUUUUGGGUGUUCGUGUCGUCGAACGACCAAGGAACAGGUUCAGCGAGAUCUUGGCUGAUCCCUACGACAUCCUGCCUGCAUCGCAUCACGACCGCGAUCCAACCGUCGAGUACAUUGCGCACAAGACUAUCCUGUACACCAUGGCUACGUGCCACUCACUGCGCAAGAUUGACGAUGAGCUUGUUGGCGACCCGCUGGAUGUUAAGAUGUUCGAUUUCACCGGCUGGAGCUACGAAGAAGGCGAUGGAUCGGGCAACAAUGAUGACGACCCAGAACAGAAGCUUUCGCCAUCUGUCGCUCGCCCGCCUCCUGGACGCGAGUACGAUCUCGACGACGAAGACGACAGCCGCAGACCCGUUGAGCUCGGCGUGCUGAAGUCGUUCGAGUUCGUUUCGCAGCUUCGCAGAGCCAGUGUCAUCGUCCGCCGCUUCGGCUCCAAGAGCGGCGACAUCUACGUCAAGGGCGCACCCGAAGUCAUGAAGGAGAUCUGCCGCCCAGAGAGCUUCCCCACCGACUACGAAGAGCUACUGACCUUCUACACGCACCGCGGCUUCCGUGUCAUCGCCUGCGCAACCAAGUCCAUUCCAAAGCUCAACUGGCUCAAGGUGCAGAAGAUGAAGCGCGAAGAAGCAGAAAGCGACCUCGAGUUCAUCGGUUUCAUCGUGUUCGAGAACAAGCUAAAGGACAGCACCGCGCCCGUCAUCGAGGAGCUCGAGCGCGCCAAUAUCCGCAAAGUCAUGUGCACCGGCGACAACAUCCUCACCGCUAUCAGCGUUGCCCGCGAAUGCGGCCUGGUCAACAAAACAGCACACUGCUUCGUCCCCCAUUUCGCAGAAGGUGACUCCCGCAAUCCCUUAUCCAAACUCUCCUGGGAGUCCGUCGACGACCCGGUCUUCAAGCUCGACGAAAACAGUCUCAAACCGCUCCCGCCACCGCCCGAAGCCGAUGUCUCCCUGCCCUACGAUGUAUCUAACCUGCGCAACUACUCCUUAGCCGUAUCAGGAGACGUGUUCCGCUGGAUCAUCGACUUCGCCUCCGAAUCCGUUUUGCGCGAAAUGCUCGUCGCCGGCCAAGUCUUCGCGCGCAUGUCGCCCGACGAAAAACACGAACUCGUUGAGAAACUACAAUCUAUCGACUACUGCGUGGGUUUCUGCGGCGACGGCGCAAACGACUGCGGAGCGCUCAAAGCCGCUGACGUUGGCAUCUCCCUGUCCGAAGCAGAAGCGUCUGUCGCUGCGCCCUUCACGAGUCGCCAAUUCGACAUCUUGUGCGUCCCGCAGGUGAUUAAAGAGGGAAGAGCCGCGCUGGUCACCUCUUUCAGCUGCUUCAAGUACAUGAGCUUAUACUCGGCGAUCCAAUUCUGCUCCGUCAGCUUCCUAUACGCCUCCGCCUCGAACCUCGGGGACUUCCAAUUCCUGUUCAUCGACCUCGCUUUGAUCCUUCCGAUCGCCAUCUUCAUGGGCUGGAGCGCCGCACACCCAAUCCUCAGCCGAAAACGGCCCACCGCUAACCUCGUAUCCCGCAAAGUCCUGACCCCGCUGCUCGGCCAAAUGGUGCUCUGCGUCCUCACACAGUUCUUGGCGUUCCACUUCGUCCAGCAGCAGACAUGGUACCAGCCCCCCAUCAUCGACCCGGAUCAUUCGAACAGCUUGAACAGCCAAAACACGGCGCUGUUCUUGGUGUCCUGUUUCCAGUACAUCUUGUCCGCGGUGGUGCUCAGCGUCGGCCGUCCGUACCGCGAGCCCAUGAGCCGCAAUUUGCCGUUUGUUAGCACUAUUUUCCUCGCGCUUGCGCUGUCCGUGUAUAUGCUGUUUGAUCCUACGGACUGGGUGAUGCGGUGGAUGGAGCUGACGGAGAUCGAUGUGCCGUUCAAGGUGUUCCUACUUGUUUUGGGACUGGGGAAUUUUGCGGUUGCUUAUCUUGCUGAGCAUUUGUUGCUGCCGGGGUUGGCGAAGUGGAUUGGAGUAAUGAAGGUCAAGGUGGGAGGUAAGAAGUGGGCAAAGAAGAGGAAGGAGUAUAAGGUUAUCCAGGAGAGCAUGAUGACCUAAUCAUCCUCCGAUAUGUAUAGAUGCAGAGAAACGGUGGUGACAUCGAAACGAGGGUCCUAGAUUCCAACCACACCUCAACGAAGAUUUGAU
This is a messenger RNA of Macroventuria anomochaeta, 3694 nucleotides long. RefSeq lists its product as uncharacterized. NCBI's taxonomy places the organism in Eukaryota, Fungi, Ascomycota, Dothideomycetes, Pleosporales, Didymellaceae. Gene Ontology annotation, molecular function: ATP hydrolysis activity; ATP binding; P-type ion transporter activity. Bases 110 to 3604 code for a protein of 1164 amino acids. Gene Ontology annotation, biological process: intracellular calcium ion homeostasis. The transcript has a single exon. Gene Ontology annotation, cellular component: membrane. The record is from RefSeq and is a predicted model, not a curated record.